Molecule: messenger RNA, 1845 nt
Organism: Amaranthus tricolor (Joseph's coat)
Lineage: Eukaryota; Viridiplantae; Streptophyta; Magnoliopsida; Caryophyllales; Amaranthaceae
Product: F-box protein CPR1-like
Exons: 4
Coding region: 214-1395 (393 amino acids)
Molecular function (GO): protein binding
Source: RefSeq, a predicted model, not a curated record
CUUAGUUGGAACUUUGUAGACCAACUUUUAUGACUUCAAAAAGUAGUUGCUCUGCCAUCAAUCCUUACUAAUUAGUAAUUACUAUACUUGGUCUUUCUGCUUCGUUCACCCGCAAACUCAUGCCUGUUGAUUCUCUUUGCUCUUUUUCGUCAGCUCUUUUCAACUACUCCCAAAUUUCUGUUGUUUGUGCAGAAUAUAAUCAUUUCAUACAGUAUGACGGAAUUAAUGGACCUUCCUAUUGAUUUAAUGAUUGAUAUACUCUUAAGAUUGUCCGCAAAACCCUUGAUGCAAUUCAAGAGUAUUUGUAAAUUAUGGUAUUACAUAAUUAGUGCCCCUCAAUUUGCUGACCUUCAUCUUGCUCAAACCCUAGCUCAAUCCAAUCCGAAUCUUCGCUUUGUUUUUUCAGCUCCCCAUCUUUCUAUAGCUGAAUUUGAUACUUUCGAUCGAAUUACUGAGCUCAAUAACCCAUUUCGGAAUCAGGGUUUUGCUCAUGUGGUGGGUUCUUGUCAUGGAUUGAUUUGCUUAUGUAAUUAUGAUUUACACCUUACUAUACUCUUGUACAAUCCCACGACUCAAACUCACAAAAAACUCCCCUUUUUGCCUAAACCGUCGACCUUAUCUCACCGGUACUCAUUUGGGUUUGGCUACGAUGAUAUUUCGAGGGAUUACAAGUUUGUUAGGAUUCUCCAAUCCGAUGAGGGGACAGGUCCUUUUAAGAGCCAAGUCAUGGUUUAUAGCUUAAAAAUGGACUCAUGGUUAAGGGCUCCAGAUGUACCGCGGCCAUUUUCUUCUUGUCGUGAAGACGGUGUCCUUGUGAACGGAAAUUUGCAUUGGAUACAUGAAAGUUUUAAUGGGAAAGAAAAGGAUUAUUCGAUUGUUGGGUUUAGUCUAGUGGACCAUAGUUUCAUUGAGGUUCCGCAGCCUACAUUUGAGGAAGAGUUCAUUAACUUGCGUGUAGGAAUGCUUGAUGCGUGUUUAUGUCUCAUGGUGAAUGACUUGGAUUACUCAGAUAUAUGGAUCAUGAAGGAGUAUGGUGUAGUAGAGUCAUGGACUAGGCUGUUCAAAGUUAAGCAAACAAAGCAACACUUGUUUCUCGAGUGGCCUAUUGCUUAUUCAUUAAAUAGACAGAGCCUGUUUCUGCAGCUUAACACUUGGAGGGUUGUAUCACUCAACUUGCAAACCAUGGGGGUCAAAGAUGUUAAAGUCUGUGACUUUCCGAGAUGUUUUGACACACAAGUAUGUAUAGAGAACCUUAUAAUGCUCAAGGAUUCUGGCAGUGCAACUUUGGAGACUGAUUAUCUGCAGGAAAAGAAAAGGAGGCGAAGGAGGAAACAGUUGCGUCAUCAAAGAAAUAAUAGUGUUGAUGAAAUCAUGGAUGACAAUAGGGAAAAUUAAUGUGCUGAAGACGAUGAAAAGGGAGGAAUGCUAAUUAGUGUUCCCAUGAGUGAACUUUUCUAAAAAUAAUUUCCUCAUGGUCAUCAUAUCUUCUGAGUUAGCCUGCUGCCACUUGUGCUUGAAGCCAUCAUCCAGACUUCAGACAACAGAAGACUGUAAAGCAAAUAAGAAAAACUGAAAGGUUUCGUUAUUUUAAAGUUUCGACUAAAGCUUGAAUUAUAUUUUGUAAAUUGUAUGUAAAGUGCAUUCGGUGGUAUGCUGUACAUUUUAUCGAACUUCUAAACGUACAUUCUGGAGCAUGAUUCUGUCUCCACAGAAGCUUGAAUUGUACUUCUAUCUUGUGAAUUAUGGAGUAUGUAAUAUACACUCUGUACAUAUUAUCGAACUUCAAAAUGUACAUUCUGGAGCUUGAUUUCGUCUCCAGUCAUAAUAAGAUUGCAGUGUCUAAAA